Messenger RNA from Harmonia axyridis, 1566 nucleotides. It is a transcript of the gene swi2, whose product is annotated as protein singed wings 2. Gene Ontology annotation, cellular component: plasma membrane. The coding region runs from base 195 to 1523 and encodes 442 amino acids. Gene Ontology annotation, molecular function: protein binding. NCBI's taxonomy places the organism in Eukaryota, Metazoa, Arthropoda, Insecta, Coleoptera, Coccinellidae. The transcript is spliced from 7 exons. The record is from RefSeq and is a predicted model, not a curated record.
UUUCCAUUCGACUCAAACCGAACGAGACCUUCGUCGUUUACAAGCGUUUUAGCGUGUUUACCACCAUGAGGUAUAUUCUCGCGUGUUUUUCUCUCGGUUACGUUCUGCUGCAAAUGGUCGAUAAAGAAAUUUCUUACAUCGAGAACUUUUCGGAGGAGAGACUUUGCUCAUGUUUUUAAUUUUCUGGGUGGUUAAUGAUGCAUGGAUGUAACUUAUUAUUUUUAACUGUUCUACUACUGUCAAUUAUAGAAGGAUCGACCAAGGCAGGACCACAAAAAAGUACCUGUAUUUUUCGAGAUCACCAAAUCAUAUGCGAGAAACAUCUGCCCAGCUUGGAAUAUCCGGUGAAUACCACAAACCUAGAAAUUCGUAAUAUCGAUUGGCUGGAAUUAAACUUCCAAGAUUUGGUCGAGAAAUUUCCAUUUGUCCAGAACGUAACUGUGAUACAUGGUAGAAAUGUAACCAAACUAGUUCCGCCUCCUGCUGAGAACAACAUACAGGUCUUGACUUUGAACAAUUUGAGAUUGAAACGAAUACGUAAAGAAUUCUUCAUAAAUUUCACCAAACUGGAAGAGCUUAGUUUGAGAUUCAAUCAUCUGAAGCAUUUACCCAAACAAAUCCAACUUCCCACAGUUAAAACAAUAUUAUUGUCAGGUAACAAAUGGAAUUGUUCGUUGAAUCUGGAUUGGGUCUUAGAACUCAAUGAAACCAUCGUACGAGAUCUAAGAAACUUAACAUGUCAUGAAGAACCGUACCCAGGAAAAUCACUAAUAGAAAUUGCAAAGUUUAUAAGGGAAAUCGAAGAUGAAUGUCCACUAAAAUGUUCUUGUUCUAUGCCCAAAGUAGUCAUAGAGCCUGAAACGGAAGUUUUGGAACCCAUAAUUUCUGUGGAUUGUUCCUACAAAGGAUUUUCAGUUUUUCCAGAAACUCUACCAUCAAAAACCAAAACUCUAUACCUCCAAGGAAAUGAAAUAAGCAGUAUCUCACCUCUACGCACAAAUCCCUUGUAUGAAAAUAUCCUAGAUAUAUUUUUAGAUUACAACAAAAUUUCAUCGGUUGAAGAAUUAGAAGGCUCACUUUGGUUGACACAAUUCAGGGUCUUGUCAUUGAGAGGAAAUAGGCUUUCUCAGAUACCAAGCUACGCUAUAGACAAUGCCCUUCGACAAAAUUCUAAUAUGCCGAAUGCAGUUAGAUUACGCUUAGGUGGUAACCCAUGGAGAUGCGAUUGUCCAUUUACCCCUGUUUUCCAAGAAAUGCUUCAAAAAUUUUCUCAUCAAAUAAGUGAUUUAAUGGAAAUAAAAUGUUCCUAUGUAGAGGGAGAUGAAAACUCUAUGGUUCCAAUUAUUGGACUUUCGCGAAGUUCCUUGUGUCGAUUUCCUUCAGAAUACAGUGUUCAAGCUUUGGAUCUCAUUAAUGUGAUUUUAGUGUUCCUUAUAAUUGGUGUAUUAGCCAAACUAGCUUAUGAUUACUACCACUUCAAAAGAACUGGUCGUGUUCCUUGGAUAGUGACCAAAAUGCCAUAAGACUUUUAUAUUAUUUAUUUAAUAAAAAUUGGUACCAAUUUUA